AUGGCUUCCUUCCUCACGGAUCUGUGGUCCAGCAUCUUCACCCCGGGCACCACACCGGCGCUCCUCCUCGCGACGAAUGCCACUUUCGCCGCCCUACAGGUCCUGCUGCUCGCGCUACUGUAUGCCACCCAUAGUAUCCACUUCAUCGUCCUCUCGGGACUAUGCGCCGCUCUGUGGUGGUCGAUUAACUGGUUUGCUGCCGAGCUCGAGGCCGUCAAGAGGAAGGAAGCGCUGCAGAGGAACAAAGGAACCGCGUCGCCUGCUGGUGUCCAUGCCGAUGCUGCCGCCGCUAACACGCCGGCCAGACAACAUAUGACGAUGCGACCUCCGGGCGCUAUCAUCGAUACUACCUCCGACAGUGACACCGAGACGGAGCUUCUAGCGAACGAGAAGGAUGCCACCUUGUCCACCGCUGCCACCACCACCACCCCUGGCGCCACCUCGCUGUUUGCCAGCAGCGUGCCUGCGUCUCGGAAAGCGCCCGCGCCGCUGGUCAAGCGAGACUCCACGCCGUCUGCACCGAACCAGCUGCCGGGCUCGACAGCCGCUGCCAGCAGCAACAACAGCAGCAGCGAGGCCAAGGUGCGCCAGCGGCACGCCCCGCACCAGGAUAGCAGCUCGGGCUACGCCAGUACGGCCAGUACGGACAGCGAGUGGGAGAAAGUGGAAGGAGGAGCUCAUUGA
Ophidiomyces ophidiicola is the source of this 684-nucleotide messenger RNA. RefSeq lists its product as uncharacterized. NCBI's taxonomy places the organism in Eukaryota, Fungi, Ascomycota, Eurotiomycetes, Onygenales, Onygenaceae. The coding region runs from base 1 to 684 and encodes 227 amino acids. Gene Ontology annotation, biological process: vacuolar proton-transporting V-type ATPase complex assembly. The transcript has a single exon. Gene Ontology annotation, cellular component: endoplasmic reticulum membrane. The record is from RefSeq and is a predicted model, not a curated record.